Messenger RNA from Chroicocephalus ridibundus (black-headed gull), 2189 nucleotides. RefSeq lists its product as uncharacterized. Gene Ontology annotation, molecular function: catalytic activity. Lineage: Eukaryota; Metazoa; Chordata; Aves; Charadriiformes; Laridae. The coding region runs from base 1 to 2013 and encodes 670 amino acids. The transcript is spliced from 20 exons. The record is from RefSeq and is a predicted model, not a curated record.
AUGGCGGGCGACGCGGGAGGCCCGGUCUCGCCAGGCACCGGGCGGGCACCGCGCCGCUCCCGCCGUUCACUCCCUCAGCUCCGGGCGGGGCGCAGGCGCCCUCGGUGGCAGGCGGGACCAGGCCCCAGCACCGCCCCGGCAGCGGGAGGGCUCGGUGGAAGGAGGGAGAUGGCGGCGCAGCUGCUGCUUCUGCUCCUGUCGCUGCUGCUGCCGGCAGCCACCUUCUACCUGUGCUGCGUGCGGCGGCACACCGGUAGCGCGGGGGCCGUGCUGCGCCGCCGGCAGCCGGGACGGGCCGAAGAGCGGGGCCGCUGGCGGCCGCGGGACACUUGGGCACCGCGGCUGUGCGGCUCCGGACUGCGCCUCUUCGUCCAUGUGGCCAACACGGCUUUUGGACAGAUCUGCUUACUGCCAUUCUUAAUAAGGCUGAACAACUUCUCACUCAUGCGUUCACUUGACAUUCACGAAGAUCCCACGUUUAUCCCGGAGGUUGCUGCAGAGGUUACAGAAGACAAGUCUGAGGCUAAAAGCACUUCGGAUAUUAUCGAGCAGCUGAUAGAUGCAAGGUCUGAUUCUGCUAGCAAUGGGUUUAGCUUCAAAGGGAUCAAAGACUACCUGGACUGCUACCGGAGUGGGAAGCUGACGCCAUCUCAGGUAGCAAAGAACAUCAUUGCUGUGCUGGAGGACUGCGACAAAUCCACGCCUCCACUCAGAGCGAUAGUGCAAUGGGACCAGGAGCAAAUAAUGCUGAUGGCUGAGGCCUCCACUGUUCGUUACAGGAAGAAAUGUACCCUGUCUUAUCUGGAUGGCAUCCCAGUGUGCCUGAAAGAAGAGUUCAAAGUGGUACCUUACCAUCACCAAGUGGGAACAGUGUAUCUCGGGACAGAGCCCGAAACAGAAGAUGCUACUGUGGCCAAGAAGCUGCGAGAGGCUGGGGCUAUCAUUAUUGGGGUCUCGAACAUGCAUGAACUAGGGACUGGAACAACUGGAUGCAACCCUAAUAGGUACCACAAGAUCCCUAGGAAUCCCUACAAGCCAAACCACUUCACAGGUGGGAGCUCCAGUGGGUCAGCAGCAGCUGUAGCAGCAGGUCUCUGCCCAGUGGCUAUUGGCACAGAUGGAGGUGGCUCCGUGAGGAUUCCUGCUUCGUUCUGUGGUGUGGUCGGGCUGAAAGGUACAUUUGGGCGCAUCAGUUCUCAUGGCAGCUUGCCGCUCUCCUACUCCACUGUCAGUGUAGGCCCUAUUUGUACCUCGGUGGCAGAUGCAGCCAUUGUUUACAGUAUCCUUGCUGAGCCGGAUCCGCUCUAUCCAUAUGGACUAAAACAGCCCAAAGCAACCCUAUCUGAUAUGUGUGCUCCUGACCUGAAAGGCUUAAAACUGGGAGUGGACCGGACAUUUUUUAAGGCAUGCGAUGCUGAAGUACUAUCCAUCUGUGAGAAAGCUGUGGAGCACCUGCAGAGUUUGGGAGCCAGCGUGGUUGAAGUGUCUCUUCCAGAGAUAGAGGAAGUGCGAGUAGCGCAUGUAAUCUGCAUUCUCAGUGAGAUGCGGGACUUCCUGCAACCUGACUUCAAUAAACAUUUCCAGGAAAUGAAUUUAGAAACUCGGGCUAACCUGGCCUUGGCUUCCCAGUUCACAGCUCUGGAUUAUAUUACGGCAAAUCGACAGAGAACUCGGAGUAUGAGAUUUUUGCAAGAGAUCUUCACCUCUGUGAACUGUAUCCUUACACCAGCUGUUGCUUGUACUGCCCCAAGAAUCUAUGAAUCUGACCUCUUGACUGGGAGCAGUGACUUGUCCUUCACAGCUCGAUCCAUGAGGUUUAUGCAGCUUGGUAACUUCACUGGGAUUCCAGGCCUUGUGGUCCCCAUUGGGUAUUCUACUGCUGGGCUUCCUAUCAGCUUCCAGGUCAUGGCAAAAUGGUGGGAUGAAGCUGUUCUUCUGAGGAUUGGUCUGAAGCUAGAGCAGUUUCGUUACCAGACCAAAAAACCAUCCAUUUAUUACGACAUACUUGCAUGACGGAGUGACCAAGAUGGGGAAUAAGUCUUUUUUUUUUUUUUUUUUUUUUUCCCUAGUCUGACCUGAUCAAGUGUUAAGAGUGGGCUUGUUCCCAAUGCUUAUCUGAAUGAGGCUUAGCAGCAGGCCCAUUUGAGGAAUGGGGAGGAAAACUGAUGCUGAGCAGACAUAAUUUCUGC